CCGAGAAAAGAGGCAACCAUCGCAUUCAGCAGACGCAAUAAUUUGCAUUUUCUGCCAUUCUGUGGUUAAGCAUUGAUUCGAUUGCAUUUUUGUGCAGUUAAAAUAAAAGUAAUCGUUCGGAAUUACCUUCGCAAAUAAGGUUAUAGUGGUUCGUCCACACGAAAACCGUGUCCACGAGGUGAAAUCUGCGCCGCCAACAAUGGAAAUCACCGAGAACAAUUUCGAGCGUCUCGCCAACUAUCUGCAGCAAACAUUGAGCCCCGAUCCCGAAGUGCGCCGGCCUGCGGAGCGUUUUAUCGAGAGCAUCGAAAUUAGUCAAAAUUAUCCGCUCCUCUGUUUGCACCUGAUCGAUCGCUCCCAAGUGGAUAUUACCAUCCGGGUGGCAGCUGCAAUUGCAUUCAAGAAUUUUGUCAAGCGCAACUGGGGGUAUCACUUGGAGAACGAUGGGCCCGAUAAGGUGGCUGAAUCCGAUCGGAACGGUAUUAAAACAAUGAUCGUUCCACUGAUGUUGAAAUCCCCGUUGUCUAUCCAGAAGCAACUCAGCGAUGCCGUGAGUAUUAUAGGAAAGUACGAUUUCCCGCUUAAGUGGCCCCAGCUGAUGGAUGAGAUGAUCGAGAAGUUUGCCACCGGCGACUUCAACGUUAUCAAUGGAGUCCUCCAGACGGCUCAUUCCCUAUUCAAGCGCUAUCGGUACGAAUUCAAAUCGCAAGAACUCUGGGAGGAAAUCAAAUUCGUGCUAGAUAAACUGGCGAAACCGUUAACGGAGUUGUUGCAAGCCACUUUAGGCCUAGCUGAAGCUCAUGCCAACAAUGAAGAAGCAUUGAAGAUUAUCUACGGGUCGCUUGUGCUGGUGUGUAAGGUGUUCUAUUCGUUGAACUCUCAAGAUUUGCCGGAGUUCUUCGAGGAUAAUAUGGAUACCUGGAUGAAGGCAUUCCACGGGAUGCUAACAAUUGACAUUCCAUGCUUGAAAACAUCGGACGAUGAAGAUGCGGGUGUGUUGGAGCAUUUGCGAUCGCAGAUUUGCGAAAAUCUUUGCCUGUAUGCUCAGAAAUAUGACGAAGAAUUCGGUCCUUACAUGCCACAGUUUGUGACAGCCGUGUGGGAGUUGUUGGUCAAUACCGGAAUUCAAACCAAAUACGACACGUUGGUCUCGAAUGCGUUGAAUUUCCUGAGCACGGUUGCCGAUAGGAAUCACUACAGGCAUCUGUUUGAAGACCCAAACGUUUUGGCAAGCAUCUGUGAGAAAGUCAUCAUACCCAACAUGGACUUCCGGGUGUCGGAUGAAGAAUUGUUUGAGGAUAAUCCCGAGGAGUACAUCCGACGAGACAUUGAGGGAUCCGAUGUGGAAACAAGACGCCGAGCUGCAUGUGAUUUGGUGAAAACCCUCUCUCAGAACUUCGAAUCUAAGAUAAUAGAAAUUUUCGGGCAAUAUUUGCAAGUCUUGCUGGCCAAGUACGCCGAAAAUCCGGCCAAUAAUUGGAAGACCAAGGACACCGCAAUCUACCUAGUAACUUCAAUGGCUUCCAAAGGUCAAACGCAGAAGCUUGGUGUCACUCAAACAUCGGAGCUGGUUCCUCUACCUCAAUUCACCCAACAGCAAAUAAUUCCCGAAUUGGAGCGAGCCGACGUGAACGAACUUCCGGUACUAAAGGCGGAUGCUCUCAAAUUUAUUAUGACCUUCCGAACGAUUCUCGGACCGCAAAUCAUUGUGGCCACGCUGCCACUGGUGGCGAAACACCUCGCCGCAGGGAACGUUGUAGUUCAUAGUUAUGCCGCUUGUGCAAUCGACAAAAUCCUCACCAUGAAAGGACCGGACAAUAAACCAAUUGUUACCAAGGAAAUCCUAGCUCCGCUGAGUGCUGAAUUAAUUACUGGUCUGUUUGCUGCUUUCACCGUUCAGGGUUCCAACGAAAAUGAAUACAUCAUGAAGUGUAUUAUGCGAACGUUGAAUACACUACAGGAAGCUUCGCUUCCGUUUAUGAUUGUAGUGCUACCGCGUUUGACGGAGAUCCUGACCGUGGUUUCCAGAAAUCCUUCUAAGCCACACUUCAACCAUUAUUUGUUUGAAACGUUGUCGCUCUCGGUUAAGCUCGUUUGCAAAGCAGAUCCCAAUGCGGUCAGUUCGUUCGAAGAGGCUCUGUUUCCAGUAUUCCAAGGCAUUCUGCAGCAAGACGUUCUCGAAUUCAUGCCCUACGUAUUCCAAAUGCUGUCGCUGUUCCUGGAGAUUCGUGAGGGUAAAAGCGCCAUUCCGGACACGUAUCUGUCGCUGUUCCCAUGUCUGCUGGCGCCAGCCCUGUGGGAGAGACCAGGCAAUGUGACACCUUUGAUCCGACUACUGUGUUCUUUCGUUCGUCAAGCUUCGCCACAAAUUAGCGCCGAAGGCAAGCUGAACGGUGUGCUCGGCGUAUUCCAGAAGAUGAUCGCUUCCAAGAGCAACGACCACGAGGGAUUCUACCUGAUGCAAAACCUCCUGUUGCACUAUCCAUCCGAGGAACUAGGACAAAGCAUGCGUCAGAUAUUCUCGUUGCUCUUCCAACGAUUGAGUUCCUCCAAAACGACCAAAUUUGUGCGAAGUUUCAUCGUUUUCCUGUGUUUGUAUGCGGCCCGAGUUGGUGCACAAGCUCUCGUACAGCUUAUUGAUAACAUUCAAGCUUCAAUGUUUGGCAUGGUCAUCGAACGCAUCUUCAUUCCCGACAUCAACAAAGUUUCCGGCGAACUGGAACAGAAGAUUGCUACCGUCGGUAUCACCAAGUUGCUGUGUGAAGCUCCGGAACUGCUUUCCGACGCAUACGUAAAGUUCUGGCCCCAGUUGCUGCAGACGGUCAUCCAGAUCUUCGAACUCCCACCGGACGAAUCCAACAUCGACGGGGAUACGUUCAUCGAGAUCGAAGAUGUGCCCGGCUAUCAGGCCGCCUAUUCACAGCUUAACUUUGCUCAAGCGAAACCCAUCGAUCCCCUGCCAGAAGUGGCAAAUGCCCGUCAGUUCCUGGUGCAGAAUCUCGGCAAGCUGGCCCAAUCGAAUCCAGGUAAGAUCGGUGUGCUGGUGGCAUCGCUGCCGGUGGCACACCAGGAAGCGCUGCAAAAGUACUGUGCACAAAGUGGGGUGCAAAUUGCCUGAAUUUCAACACACAAUCAAUUCACGCGCGCUUGAUUUUCGUUUAUUGCCACAUACACUCUUCUUCACCUAUACCUAAAUUUUAAGCCAACUGCAUUAAACCGUAGGGUAUCAUCAGUGUUAUCGUGUAAGUGAGAGUUUGAAUAAAAAUGCUAGGUGUUACUUUUUA
Molecule: messenger RNA, 3284 nt
Organism: Ochlerotatus camptorhynchus
Lineage: Eukaryota; Metazoa; Arthropoda; Insecta; Diptera; Culicidae
Gene: Cse1
Product: chromosome segregation 1
Exons: 6
Coding region: 200-3118 (972 amino acids)
Biological process (GO): protein export from nucleus; protein import into nucleus
Cellular component (GO): cytosol; nuclear envelope
Molecular function (GO): small GTPase binding; nuclear export signal receptor activity
Source: RefSeq, a predicted model, not a curated record